Molecule: messenger RNA, 270 nt
Organism: Theileria equi strain WA
Lineage: Eukaryota; Apicomplexa; Aconoidasida; Piroplasmida; Theileriidae
Product: small nuclear ribonucleoprotein, putative
Exons: 3
Coding region: 1-270 (89 amino acids)
Biological process (GO): mRNA splicing, via spliceosome; spliceosomal snRNP assembly
Cellular component (GO): U2 snRNP; U5 snRNP; precatalytic spliceosome
Source: RefSeq, a predicted model, not a curated record
AUGGAGGAGCGCAGGGAUAAGCUCCAAAAGAUUAUGACCCAGCCCAUUAAUCAAAUCUUUAGAUUUUUUACCAGUGGGACACGAGUUCAAAUUUGGCUCUACGACCAGCCAAACACGAGGAUUGAGGGCAGAAUUAUGGGCUUCGACGAGUACAUGAACAUGGUCUUGGACGACGCUGAGGAGGUGACACUCAAGAAGGACACACGCAAGGACAUUGGAAGGAUCCUCCUAAAAGGAGACUGCAUGACACUAAUCGCAGCUGCAAAGUGA